ACUGGAAGUUUCAUCUUUUCAGUUUUCUACAGACGUUUGCACUUGUGGUUUUAUUAUAAUAUCUUUGAAAACCUGUAGACUUGUUCGUGAUUGGUAUUAUUCCUUCUGCAAAUAAUGGCUGAGUAUUUGGCCUCGAUUUUCGGCACUGAAAAGGAUAAGGUCAAUUGUUCAUUUUACUUCAAGAUCGGAGCUUGCCGCCAUGGAGAUCGUUGCUCUCGGAUUCAUAAUAAACCUACAUUUUCCCAAACAUGUUUGCUGCAAAAUUUGUAUGUGAACCCUCAGAACUCUGCCAAGUCGGCUGAUGGAAGUCAUUUGGUAGCAAAUGUGUCGGAUGAGGAAAUGCAAGAACAUUACGACAAUUUUUUCGAGGACGUUUUCGUCGAAUGCGAAGAUAAGUAUGGCGAAAUUGAGGAGAUGAAUGUUUGUGACAAUUUGGGGGAUCAUUUGGUCGGUAAUGUUUAUAUUAAAUUUCGUCGAGAGGAAGAUGCCGAACGAGCAGCGAAAGAUCUUAAUAACCGUUGGUUCGGAGGACGUCCGGUUUAUUCCGAGCUCUCCCCCGUGACGGAUUUUCGUGAAGCUUGCUGCCGGCAGUAUGAAAUGGGCGAAUGCACUCGGUCUGGAUUUUGCAAUUUUAUGCAUUUAAAGCCAAUUUCAAGAGAGUUGCGGAGAUAUCUGUAUUCUCGACGAAGGGGACGUUCACGUUCCAGAUCCCGUUCUCCAAAAGGUGGCGGCAGACCACGUGACCGUUCCCGUGACCGUAAUCGUCGUUCAAGAAGCCGAGAGCGUAAAGGUCCAGAACGCAACGAUAAUGGUCGUAAGGGAAGAUACUAAAGUCUGUUUAAUAACAAGUGUUCGUACCGAGUAUUUUCUACACCUCCAGCGGCAAUGUGUUGCUGGUAAAGCUGACGGUUGGUCCAUAUUAUUUUAGCAACAACAAAAAAUAAUCACAAUAAGCAAAUUCUCAUUCAGGAACUAAUAUAAUUCUUUCGAUAUAUUCUUGAGAAUAGUUUUCGCUGAGAACUAAUUCGAAACGAAUUCCUCUACAGAAUCUUUUGUUGCAAUAACUUGACAAGAAGAAUGUGUAAAUUGAUCGAUUGCUACAUUAACUACAGUC
Molecule: messenger RNA, 1114 nt
Organism: Sabethes cyaneus
Lineage: Eukaryota; Metazoa; Arthropoda; Insecta; Diptera; Culicidae
Product: splicing factor U2af 38 kDa subunit-like
Exons: 3
Coding region: 115-831 (238 amino acids)
Biological process (GO): mRNA splicing, via spliceosome
Cellular component (GO): U2AF complex; spliceosomal complex
Molecular function (GO): metal ion binding; pre-mRNA 3'-splice site binding
Source: RefSeq, a predicted model, not a curated record